Striga asiatica is the source of this 441-nucleotide messenger RNA. Lineage: Eukaryota; Viridiplantae; Streptophyta; Magnoliopsida; Lamiales; Orobanchaceae. The record is from the annotation of a GenBank genome assembly.
AUGGCAGACUACUCCUCCAAGUACAAGGUGGUGAUGCUGCUGCUAUUGGCGCUGGUCAUUACUAGUGAGCAUGUGGCGAGUGGUGACGUGGACAAGGACAGGGAGAAAUGUGGAAACCAACUAGUGGGCUUGGCCACGUGUCUUCCCUACGUUAGCGGGGACUCCAUAAGCCCAGCGCCGGACUGCUGCACGGGACUCGGCACUCUCCUUCGCACCAGCCCGCAGUGCCUCUGCCUGCUCGUCAAGGACCGGAAUGACCCCAGCCUAGGCCUCAACAUCAACGCCACGCGUGCAAUGGCCCUCCCAUCUUACUGCCAUGCCCCCGCUAAUAUAUCUGCUUGUCCCACGAACUCAAGUAGUGAGAAUGCGAGGACGGCCACAAAUGCGGGUGAAAGUAAUGGAGGAAAGAUGAGGAAGCGAUGGAUAGGUGGAAUUGAAAUG